UCUUUGAGGUUUUUCUGUUUAGUUUGUUUUUCUUUUGCAGACUUUAUUGAACCACUGUCUCCUGCUUUAGUGGUGUUAACUGUCAGCAGCCCUCAGUCUGCUGGUGGAUCCUCCUCAGUGUUUACACGGGGCUGGGUUGUUGACUCUGCCACCGUGUGUGUGCAUCCUGGUCACAAGGCCACCAGUCUGCACGCACACACAUAAACACACUCGGUUAUGACUAUUUCAUUCUUGAGGCUUCUGCACUGAUGCUCAUAACUGUCGUUACUAUGACUUAAGCUGCACACGAGAUCCGGCUGCUGAAAGUGACGACGAUGGACCCCAAACCGAGAAAGGGGAAGAAGAAGCUGUUUGGCCUGAAGAAGAAGAAGAAGGAGGCCGAUGCAGACCUGGUGCUGGUAAACGAAGGAGCAGUGGAAAAUGCGGGGAAGGAUCCGCCGGACGGGUCUGUGCUGCGGCCGGAAGAAAACGCUGAGGAGCAACCGCCAGUCAGAACCAGAACAAUCCCAAACAAUAAAAGGGCAAAGCUGAACACUCACAUCCAGGACAGUGAGGGGAAGCCCCAGAGCUUCCAGAUCGCCAUCAACAUCACAGAAGCCAGACAGCUGGUGGGGGAGAACAUCGACCCCAGUGUGGUGAUUGAGAUCGGAGACGAGAAGAAGCAAACGUCGGUCAAAGAAGGAACCAAUGCUCCCUUUUAUAAUGAGUACUUCCUCUUCGACUUCUUCGCUCAUAAGGAGAUCUUCUUCGACAAAGUCAUCAAGCUGUCGGUGGUCCACUCAAAGAUGCUGAGGACUUCCUGUGUUGGUUCCUUCAAGCUUGACGUGUGGACCGUCUACAAGCAGCCAGGCCAUCAGUUCAUCAAUAAGUGGGCGAUGCUCACCAACCCCGGGGAUGUCAGCACUGGGGUCAAAGGUUACAUCAAGUGCGACAUCAGUGUCUCUGCGAAGGGGGAAAGCACGAAGCCCGGGUCCAAAGCAAGUGACGCAGAGGAGCAGAUUGACAAGAACCUGCUGAUUCCAGAGGGGUUUCCUUCAGAGCGACCGCUGGCUCGGUUUUGCGUGAGGGUGUACCGAGCCGAGGGACUCCCCCGGAACAACUCCAGCAUCAUGGCCAAUGUUACCAAGGCCUUCAUCGGAGACAACACUGCGCUCAUAGACCCAUAUGUUGUGGUCAGCUUCUUCAAACAAGUGGGCCGCACGUCCACUCAGAGGUCCACAGCUGACCCAGUGUGGAAUGAGCAGAUAUUUUUCAUCGAGAUGUUUCCACCUCUGUGCCAGAGACUGAAGAUCCAGGUCUGGGAUGAAGGGAGCAUGAGUGAUGUCGCCAUAGGAACUCAUUACUUUGACCUGAGACGCAUCUCCAAUGAGCAGGAUGGAGACAAAGGCUUUUUACCAACAUUCGGACCUGCUUGGAUCAACCUGUACGGCUCCGCGAGGAACUUCUCCCUGGGUGACGAUACAGGAGAGCUGAACGAGGGGAUCGGAGAGGGUGUUUCCUACAGAGGUCGGGUCCACUUGGAGCUGGUGGUUGAAAUCCUGUCAGGUGGCCCGACAGAGUCCAAACUCGGCGGCAUCAUGAAAGCCAUGAAAGACCCCAAAGGAGGUAAAGCGGGAGGGAAAGAUGGGAAGACUCCUGCAGGAGGAGGAGGAGCAGCAGGAGCAGCGGAUGAGUCCAAAACUGCAGCAGCCGAGGUUCUGCCCGUGGAACCGCCGCCUGAAAGCUCAGAUGAGGAAAGCUUCCUACUGUUUGGCGCUUUGUUGGAAGCCACUAUGAUUGACAGGAAGAUCGGAGACAAGCCCAUCACUUUUGAGUUCUCUCUGGGUAACUAUGGAAACGUCCUGGAGCAGGCCGCUCCCAGUCCAGCCGUCACUCUACGGAGAAGAGGGCUGGACUUUCUGGACGCCGGCGACACGCUCAUGCCCCCCUCUAUGAGUUCCUCCCCCAGCUGCCCCUCCUCACCCCUCCUACCCAGAGAGUCCGCCAGCCCCGGCCUGAGCUCCAAGUCCACCACGCCUCCAGAGCGGCCCAGCAUUGUCGACGGAAACAAGUACUACAUGUAUCUGCCUCUGGAGCAGCAGAAGCCGUGUGUUCAUGUUGUGAGCUGCUGGGAGGACAAAACCUACCGACUGCACAACUCCAACAUGCUGGAAAACAUGGCUGUUCUGUUUGAGGAAGGCGUUUCCAUGGCGAAGCAGGCCCACAAAAAGUCUGACGUGGCGGCGGGGUCCAUCCUCCGAACGGCGCUCACAGAUUUCUGCUGGGAUGCCAGGAGUUUCAUCGCUUUGGCAGAAGCCAAACUGAAGGCGGAGAUGAAGUCCAGCAACCUGACGCAGCUGGACAAGAAACGUUUGACCUUAUGCAAACAGGAACUGGAGAGCAUGAUUGGAGAAGCGGAGUCCCUGGAGGACAGGAGGAGAAAGGCUGUGGGGAUGAAAGAGAAGCUGCAGGACGCCACCAAACUGACACAGAAAUUACGUUUCCUGGUCGAGGAGCCCCAGCACACGGUCCCAGACUUGUUUGUGUGGUUGCUAAGCAACAACAAGCGCGUGGCGUACGCCCGCGUUCGAACCCGGGACCUGCUGUUCUCCAGCAACCGAGAGGCGCGGGGAAUCCUCUGCGGCAAGAUCCUGACUCUGUUUCUGAAGCCUCCGGGGAAACGCACCGCGGGGUUGAUGGUUCAAGCCAAGCUGGAUGUGUUCCUCUGGUUCGGCUCCUGUUCGGACUCCGCCCACGUGCUGGACGACCUGCCUGCGGGGUUCGGACCAGCCUCGGCGGAGGAUAGCGGCCUGCCGUCGUACCUGGCGUGCACAGAGAAACACGCCUUUCAGCUGAGGUGUCACAUGUACCAGGCCCGGGGUCUGAUCGCCGCAGACAACACGGGUCUGUCUGACCCUUUCGCCCGGGUCACGUUCCUCUCCAACAGUCAAACCACCAACAUCAUCAACCAGACCCUCAGUCCCACAUGGAACCAGUGUUUGCUGAUGAGCAACCUGCAGCUGAACGGCGCCCUGCAGCUGGUCAAGGAGGAGCCGCCGCGCGUCGUCAUCGAGGUUUACGACGACGAUGCUCUGGGGAAGGCGGAGUAUCUGGGGUCCACCGUGGUGGUUCCUGAGGUCCAGCUGUCCUCAGAGCCGUACUCUCCUCCCACCCUGCAGUACAGCCCUCUGCACUGCGGCAGCCUGUCAGGAGGAGACCUGCUGGCUGCUUUCGAGCUGCUGCAGAUCCCCGAGUCGGGACAGCAGAACGUUCCGGCUUUAGAGGAGAGGGAAGGAGGCGUCUUCCCGGUUCCUGCCAACAUCAGACCCGUCCUCAGCACCUACAGGCUGGAGGUGUUGUUUUGGGGUCUGAGGGAGCUGAAGAAGGUCCAGCUCCUGUCGGUGGAUCGUCCACAGGUGUUCAUCGAGUGCUCGGGGAAAACGCUGCGAUCUUCUGUCAUCCAGAAAUACAAGUCCAACCCAAACUUUACCACGCUGGUGGACGCCAUGGAGCUGGAGCUGCCGGAGAAGGAGCACCUUCAUCCUCCUCUCAGCAUCACGGUCGUCGACUGGCGAGCUUUCGGCCGCAGCACUCUGGUUGGAAACCACAUCAUCAACAACCUGAAAGCCUUCAAAUACACUCCGCCCCCAGCCGCCCCUCCCUCUGUGAAGACGCAGCAGCCGCCUGAGGUCCCACCGGAGCCCGGACCCAGCUCCAUGCCGGAACCACUUCACCGUGAGGGACCGUCCGAGUUUGAUGGAGAAACCAGCUCGAUCGCGACGUUAACCAACCAGGAUUUUCUGGUCACCGUGGAGGGGGAAGCUCCGCCCCCACCGCCGGAGGAGCCCAUGAAGAAAAGGGAAAGCGGCAGGAAGAGCGUCCAUCGCUCCACCAAGCGGCGGAAACGGACCAUCGCAGACGAAUCUGCAGAGAACGUCAUCGACUGGUGGUCCAAAUACUACGCCUCCGUGGAGAAACAGGAGAAGAACAGGGACGACUCGCCUUUCCCGCACAUCUUUGAGAAAUCUUCACCCUACUGCAGCUUGCUCAGCGAUGGAGUCGACUCUCUGGUCAGCAGCCAGUCGGACGGAGACAAAAAAAAGCAGCAGAAAGGAAAAGUGGAGCCCAGGUCUGGUCUGAGCGCUAAACUGGCCACGCUUAAGCUCUACAACAGGGAACUAGAGGCCGACUUCGGACAGUUUGACGACUGGGUGAACACGUACGAGCUGUUCCGCGGGAAGGCCAACGAGGAAGAGGGAUCAUCCGACGAGAGGUUUGUCGGGAAGUUUAAGGCUCGGUUCUGCCUCUACAAGCUGGCGGAGGAGGAGUGGGGUGAAGGGUCAGACCCAGGGUUUUUCCGAGUUAGCCGAGGAAUCCCGGCCAACAGUCCGGUCCAAGUCCUUAUACGGGUCUACGUCGUGUCGGCAUCGAACCUUCACCCGGCUGACCCGGACGGGAAGGCGGACCCUUACAUAGUUCUCCGUCUCGGCAAAAAUGAAAUCAAAGACCGAGACAACUACAUUCCUAAACAGCUGAACCCGGUUUUUGGAAGAUCUUUUGAGAUGCAGGCCACGUUUCCUCAGGAGUCUCUGCUGUCGGUGGUGAUCUACGACUUCGACCUGGUGGGAGGCGAUGACCUGAUCGGCGAGACUCGCAUCGACCUGGAAAACCGCUUUUACAGCCGACACAGAGCCACCUGUGGACUCCCCACGGAGUACAGCCUAGAGGGUUACAACGCCUGGAGGGACAGCCUGAAGCCCUCAGAGCUGCUGUCCAAGAUGUGCAGGGAGAACGGGCUGGACGCUCCUCGCUUCAGUCCAGGAAAGAUCUCUGUGGCGGACAAAGUCUUUCACGGCAAAACGCUCUACAUGCAUGAAGACCAGCCGGUGGAGUCCUACGAACACCUGUCUCUGAAGAUUCUGCACCGCUGGUCGGAAAUCCCAGCUGUGGGCUGCAAACUGGUACCCGAACACAUCGAGACCAGAGUUCUGUACAACAAGGCCCGGCCCGGCAUGGACCAGGGUCAGGUCCAGAUGUGGGUCGACAUGUUCCCCAUGGACCUGCCACAUCCCGGACCUCCAGUCGACAUUUCUCCACGAAAACCUAAAGGGUACGAGCUGCGCAUCAUCAUCUGGAACACGGAGGACGUGAUCCUGGAUGACAGCAACUUCCUGACGGGUCAGCAGUCCAGUGACAUCUACGUCAAAGGUUGGCUGAAAGGUUUGGAGGACGACCGCCAGGAGACGGACGUUCACUACAACUCCCUGACCGGAGAAGGGAACUUCAACUGGCGCCUGGUGUUCCCCUUCAGCUACAUGCCUGCAGAGAAGGUGGUGGUGGUGAGGAAGAGGGACAACAUCUUCUCUCUGGAUAAAACCGAGCAGAAGCUCCCCGCCAUCCUCAUCCUGCAGGUCUGGGACUUCGAGACGCUGUCUUCAGACGACUUCCUCGGAACGCUGGAGCUGGACCUCCACGGAUUUCCUCCCGGGGCGAAAACGGCAAAGGCGUGCAAGGCGGAGAUGCUGACGGGGAGGACGGAGAGAAUCUCCAUCUUUCAGCAGAAGAGAGCAAGAGGCUGGUGGCCUUUCAGCAAGUCUGGAGAGCUCACGGGGAAGGUGGAGGCGGAGUUUCACCUGGUGACGGCUGAGGAAGCUGAGAAGAACCCAGUUGGCCGAGCGAGGAAAGAGCCGGAGCCGCUUCCAAAACCAAACCGUCCGGACACCUCCUUCUCCUGGUUCAUGAACCCGUUCAAGUGUUUCUUCCACCUGGUGUGGCGGAACUACAAGAAGUACAUCAUCACGGCCCUCAUCCUCUUCAUCCUGGCGCUCUUCCUCGCUCUGCUCUUCUACACUCUGCCGGGAGCAAUCUCCCAGAAGAUGAUAAACGGAUGACGGAGCGGAGGAAACCAGACUCGGCUGGGAAUC
This is a messenger RNA of Oryzias latipes (Japanese medaka), 5903 nucleotides long. It is a transcript of the gene fer1l6, whose product is annotated as fer-1 like family member 6. The record is from RefSeq and is a predicted model, not a curated record. Gene Ontology annotation, biological process: plasma membrane organization. Gene Ontology annotation, cellular component: membrane. NCBI's taxonomy places the organism in Eukaryota, Metazoa, Chordata, Actinopteri, Beloniformes, Adrianichthyidae.